This is a messenger RNA of Peronospora farinosa, 777 nucleotides long. Lineage: Eukaryota; Oomycota; Peronosporomycetes; Peronosporales; Peronosporaceae. The record is from the annotation of a GenBank genome assembly.
AUGAACAUGCAAGUCGAACUGAUCUCUGUUCUAUCGGACAAUUACGCGUAUCUACUUAUCGACUCGAUGAAUCCUGCUAUUGACCCUGUGGAUGCUGAGAAGGUCUACAGCCGUGCGAAGGAGCUACAACUCGUCAUUUCUCUGAUCCUUACCACUCAUUCACACUGGGAUCAUGCAGGUGGAAACCGCAAUCUCGUCGGUCUCAUUCAGGAGCGUGAAAACCGUCAAAUUCCGGUCCUUGGUGGACCAGGAAAUGCUAUUGAAGCUCAGACUCAAUCGGUGGCUGAUGGAGACGUAGUGAAGCUCGGAAACCUUGACGUGAAAGUCUACUUUACUCCGUGCCACACUCGUGAUCACGUGCUGUAUCAUUGCCAGGACGCUUUGUUUACGGGUGACACACUGUUUGUUGCUGGGUGUGGAAGGUUCUUUAGCGGCAGUCCAGCAGAGAUGCACCACGCUCUAAAUGAGGUAGUGGCCAACUUGCCACAGGAGACAAAGAUUUACUGUGGACACGAGUAUACAGCGAGUAAUCUACGUUUUGCUGCACACGUGGAACCGGACAAUGAAGUGGUGCAGAAGAAAUUAGCGUGGGCCAUUGAGAAGACAAAGUCGGGUGAACCUACGGUCCCGUCGACGGUGAAGGAAGAGUUGGCAACGAAUCCAUUCAUGAGAGUGAUGAAGUUGGCAGUGCAGAAGUUUGUGAAUGGCGAAGAAGACCCCGUGAAAGUGAUGAGGCUCAUGCGUGCUGCCAAGGACAACUUCGUGAUCGGUAAGUAA